CAGAAGUAUACACCUAUCACAACAGAAGUGGAUAUUCCUGACGAAAUUUUGUGUGAUUUUUUCGCAGAACCAGAACAGCUGAAUAAGUUUGAACGAUUUGAUCCUGGUAUUACUGGACUUUACCAUUCAUAUUGUGUUAUUUGUGGCAAAACAUUUCACGAAUCAAUCGAAUGCCAAGAAACCACAUUACAAGACUUUGAACUUAACGCAGUCGACGAUACAAAGGAAUUGGUAGACGCAUUGAAUCAACAUACAACACGAAAAUUCGACAUAAAACUUGGUGAAGCAUUAGCAACGAACACAAAAAUAUUAAGAUCAAACAUUUCCUAUAAUGAAAUCACCCCAAAAGUAGUCAGCGCGAUGAUAAAGACGUUAAAAACGAAACGAACAUUAAAAAAUUUAAUGAUGAAACUCCAGGGUAGGAAUAAAUCCAAAAUAGAAAUUAAUCAUUUAGUCAAUUUACGACGUGUUUCGGAGGAUAACACUUGCCUAGAAUCCUUCUCAUUUGAUCCAAGCGAAUAUGAACCAAGUUUUGUGUAUCAAACAAAAAGUUUCGCAUUAUAUAAAAUAUGA
Molecule: messenger RNA, 573 nt
Organism: Ambispora leptoticha
Lineage: Eukaryota; Fungi; Glomeromycota; Glomeromycetes; Archaeosporales; Ambisporaceae
Source: the annotation of a GenBank genome assembly